Messenger RNA from Callorhinus ursinus (northern fur seal), 986 nucleotides. RefSeq names its product lysozyme (gene LYZ). Gene Ontology annotation, biological process: defense response to Gram-negative bacterium; defense response to Gram-positive bacterium. The record is from RefSeq and is a predicted model, not a curated record. Gene Ontology annotation, molecular function: lysozyme activity. Lineage: Eukaryota; Metazoa; Chordata; Mammalia; Carnivora; Otariidae.
UGGAACCCAUAGCCACUAGGAGAAGAAGGAAGUGAAAAGAUGUUAAAUACUGAGCACAGCUCUCCCCAGUCAGCCUAGAGGUCUGGCUUCCCGGUCAACAUGAAGGCUCUCCUUCUUCUGGGGCUUCUCCUGCUUUCCGUCACUGUCCAGGGCAAGAUCUUUGAAAGGUGUGAACUGGCCAGAACUCUGAAAAGACUUGGGCUGGCUGACUUUAAAGGUGUCAGCCUGGCAAACUGGAUGUGUUUGGCCAAAUGGGAAAGUGAUUAUAACACAAAGGCUACAAACUACAAUCCCGGAAGCAGAAGCACCGAUUAUGGGAUAUUUCAGAUCAAUAGCCGCUACUGGUGUAAUGAUGGCAAAACGCCCGGAGCCGUGAACGCCUGUCACAUACCCUGCAGCGAUUUGCUGAAAGAUGACAUCACUCAAGCUGUAACAUGUGCAAAAAGGGUUGUCAGUGAUCCAAAUGGCGUUCGUGCAUGGGUGGCAUGGAGAGCACACUGUGAAAACCAAGAUGUCUCUCAGUAUAUUCGGAAUUGUGGAGUGUAACUGUGGAGUUUUCCUUCUGCAGCUCAUUUUAUCUCUUUUUCAUAUUAAGGGAGUAGUAGUUGAGUGAAAGUUCACAUUACCAUUCUUUCAAACAAUAACACUUUUACACAAGCAGGAACAGAAUAUGGUCUUUCUUCUAAAAGUCUUCAUGUUUACGAAAUGUGUUUGUUAUUUGAUAUCCUGUAACAUUUUUCAGUUUGCUAAUAGAAAUAAGGCUGGUGAAAACUUAUCUAAAGUCUUGCCUAUCAAAUACAUCUCCAAUAUAGUCAGUUCUUAAGAAAUACCCCCAACUUAAUCUUUAGUACUCCCCAAUAGUUUAUAAAGAUGUAACAAAAGAUCUUAAAAACAAACUGAUCUUAGGCAAAAUCCUAGCUGAAUAGGCAUCUGUUCAGUCAUCUCCAAAAACAGUAAAAAAGAAGACCCCAAAAAACAACAAAAAC